Molecule: messenger RNA, 1427 nt
Organism: Lycium ferocissimum
Lineage: Eukaryota; Viridiplantae; Streptophyta; Magnoliopsida; Solanales; Solanaceae
Exons: 3
Coding region: 194-1297 (367 amino acids)
Biological process (GO): RNA processing
Molecular function (GO): protein binding
Source: RefSeq, a predicted model, not a curated record
AACUAUUGGUCCAGAGAGUUUUCAAGAACUUUGUGUUUCACCCAUUUGAGGUACAUAUCUCUUUGUUCUUCUUGCAAUUGAUUCUUUUCCUUUAGGAUUUUUAUAGUUUAUGCCUAAAUCUUUUCUCUUCUCUACAGCAACUUUGUUAUCACAUCAGAAAGAUUGAAUCUUUUUUCUCCUGAUAAUCAAGAAAAUGAUGCUAAGGAGUUCUUCAACACCACUUCUUGGAUCUUUACUCUCAGAGAGUCCAAGCAGUCAUCACCACCACCACCAAUCUGAUUUAACUCCAAAUCAGACACCUAACCAUAGUUACAGCAAACUCUCAUGUAGUAGCCAUGGUGGAUAUCAGAAUUUCAGCAAUAAGAGUUUAUACCCUUCUAACUCUCCCAUCUCUCCUUCAGUUUCUGAGCUCAGCAAUGGUAACAGCAAGUUCCCAUCUCAUGGUUUUCGAAGAGCUCAAUCUGAAGGGAACUUGGAAGGAUUAGUAAAAGCCUCAAAUGAAGUUGUUGAUGAAUUUAGCCUCUCAAAACCACCCAAGAUGAAUAAACCACCAAAAUCAUAUUUGGAAACCAUUCCAUCUUUCACCAUUCACAAUUCAAGGGAGCUUCAUUCGGACGACGAAAGCGAUGAGGAAGAAGAAGAUGAAGAUGGUGACUGUGAUUACAUCAGUAAGCAAUACAGUUUGGGAACUAAUGCUGUAAAAGAGGAAAUGAGUUAUAUGAGUCAAAAUGCAAAGAUAGAAUUAGUUGAAGGCAGAGAGGAGAUGUACUUAGCAAGAGGACUUGGGGUUGCUGAUAUUGGUUGCUUUGAUGAUGGUGGGCCUUAUGGAGGCCGUGGCAUUGGAGGAGGCGGUGGUUAUCGUCCAGUAGCCUUCGAUAGGGAUGGUGGUGGUGACAGUCAGGGAUUCCAUAUAGAAGAGCAUUACAAGAGAAUGUUGGAAGAAAAUCCUGGCAAUUCCUUAUUCUUGAGGAAUUAUGCAAACUUUUUGUACCAAACAAAGAAAGAUCUCGAAGGGGCAGAGGAAUACUACUCAAGAGCUAUUUUAGCAGAUCCAAGUGAUGGUGAAAUUCUUUCACAAUAUGCUAAAUUAAUAUGGGAGCUUCACCGCGAUACAGAUAGAGCCACGAGCUAUUUCGAAAGAGCAGUCCAAGCUGCCUCUAGUGACAGCCACAUACAUGCAGCUUAUGCUAAUUUCCUCUGGGAGAUAGAAGAUGAAGAAGAUGAGAAUGGCGAAAUGCAAGUGCCACCGUUGGUACCGUUGGUGCAUGCCGUAGCUACAGCCUCUAUAACUGCUUGAAUUGAAAGUACAUAAUUAUUCAUUGAAAUAUUUGUAGCAGAAUUAGUAGAAGCUUAGCAAGCAAUUAGGAAGAACCUGUAAUUUAGCCUCUUAGGUACUAAUAAAACUGAUGCACAGGACUUCUAUUUUC